Vanessa tameamea is the source of this 1566-nucleotide messenger RNA. RefSeq lists its product as uncharacterized. The transcript has 3 exons. The record is from RefSeq and is a predicted model, not a curated record. NCBI's taxonomy places the organism in Eukaryota, Metazoa, Arthropoda, Insecta, Lepidoptera, Nymphalidae. Bases 264 to 965 code for a protein of 233 amino acids.
CAAGCGAGAUAUCGUAAAUAAUAUAGUUUUUGUUUAUGUGUUGAUAGCGGUUAAAAUGUUAUGAGAUUACCAGAAUAAAUUAUGCUUAAUUGAAAUGUUUAAAGCCAAAAAUUUGCUAGAAAUAGACACUGAUUUCUAAUUGGAGUGGAUAUAAUUUAAAUGUAUAAGAUUUACUUUUUUAUUUCAUUCAACUAGAUUAGAUUUUAUACCAGAAAAGAUAAAGAUAAAUUUUAACAAACGAUUUUUUUUAUAAAGAUUUUAUUAUGGACUCAGUUUUGUCAUCAGACGAUAGCUGUGAUCAUGAUUUAAAGAGCUUAAAAAAUCAGUUGAGCGAAUUUGGUCUAGAUGAAGAUAAUUUAAGUAAAGAAGAAAUGAUGGAUAUACUUAAGGCACUUAAUUAUUCAAAGGCAACAGUUCAACCAGAUCAACCACCACAAAAAGAGAAGGAGGAAAAACCCGGCAUCACUCCACCCAAAAUAAUGACAAGACGAUAUUUAAAUGUGAGAGACAGACGCAUGCCUUGGAGCCUUAUUCCCCAUACUUUAGCACCGGCCGAAAAAGCUAGAACUCUUGCUGUAUAUAUAAAGUUAAUGUCAAUAAAUUCAUACCGCCAAGCAAGGCAGUCAUCAAAUAUGACUGCUUGGUCUCCGCCCAUCCAAAUUGUUGAGUCAACUAGAAUACAGCCCCAUAGAUCAACAAGAAGUGGUCGUUCUGUUCCACUGUAUGCUGAUUAUGAUGAUGACUCAUCAGACUUUGACUGUGUGAUCACCAAAUCGAAGAAAAGAAGGGUAUCAAAUACUGACCAGACGGAUACAUGCAUUAAAAAAGGAUUAAGCUUAAAGCGUAAACUACAAAAGGAUGAAAAUAUUAGGCCAGUCAAAGAAGCCAAAGUCAUACAUGAAAUACAAAGGUCUGAUGAUGAAAAUAAUUUAAAAGUUGAUAUUUAUUCAAUAGUUGAUGACUGAAAAUGAUAAAUAGAAUUUUUUUACAUAAUAACUCAACUUAUGCAAAUACUGAUCAUUUAUAAAAUUGAAUUGUCUUUGACAAAAUACUCAUAAAUAAAAUUUGUAGCAAUGAUUUAAACUUUAUAUUGCUCAUAAAAGAAGCAAAAUGUAAAUAGUAUUUGCACAAAUUAUUUAUUUCAUUUAUCAAAUAUACUAGUUUAGGUGAUAGUCAAAAAAAGAAGAAUAUUUAUUUUUUGUGAUAUUUAUAGAGAUAGAUAAAGCAAGUUGUAUGUUAGAAACGCGAUGUACACUUCUGCAAUGCACAAUUUCGUAAACAGACAGUAUUGGCUUUACAUUAACAUGUCAGGCAGAAUUUACAGUAAACUGCAAAACCUCGUUCAGAGAAUUGUAGCUAGACAGUAAAUUGUUAUAAAAAUACCUGGAAUUUAAUGUAAAAGAAAUUAUUAUUUUAUAUCGAAGUGUUUCGUUUCGGUUCUACUAUCAUCAAUGAGCAAUUAAGUUCCGUAUCCAUUGCAACUUUAACUCAACACACUAAAUUUGGCGUGUUUUUUUAACACGCAAUGUAAAUGAAUACAUUUGAAAAUAUCGUGUUUAAUUUCAC